Molecule: messenger RNA, 561 nt
Organism: Plasmodium gonderi
Lineage: Eukaryota; Apicomplexa; Aconoidasida; Haemosporida; Plasmodiidae
Product: trafficking protein particle complex subunit 3
Exons: 6
Coding region: 1-561 (186 amino acids)
Biological process (GO): intra-Golgi vesicle-mediated transport; endoplasmic reticulum to Golgi vesicle-mediated transport
Cellular component (GO): TRAPP complex; cis-Golgi network membrane; cytosol
Source: RefSeq, a predicted model, not a curated record
AUGUCAAAAGAUAAAUAUCAAAAACAAGGAGAUGCUAUAUUCGCAAAACUAGAAAAAGUGAAUUCGGAGCUGUUAUCCUUGACAUAUGGAGCUUUGGUGAGUCAACUGCUAAAGGAUUUAGAACUUGUAGACGAAGUUAAUGAACAAUUGGAAAAAAUGGGAAACAAUAUAGGCAUACGAUUGAUUGAGGAAUUUUUAGCCAAAUCGGAUAUUUCUUUUUGCGAGGAUUUUGAGGAAACUGUGGAGGUUAUAGCAAAGGUAGCUUUCAAAAUGUUCCUAGGGAUUAGUGGAAAUGUGACUUGCGUAAAUAAAGAAAUGUACAUUUAUUCCAUAAAUUUUGAUCGAAACCCGUUAAGCGAUUUUGUAGAGUUACCAAAAUCCUUGUCAUCUUUGAAUUAUUGCAGUCUACUUUGUGGCGUUAUAAAAGGGGCACUCGAACAGAUCAGAAUAAAAGUAAACUGUUACUUUGUUAAGGACAUGCUAAAGGGAGAUGAUUCCUACGAAAUUUAUAUUCAACUCCUAGAGGUUAUGAAAGAAGAAAUUUUGAACGACGAAGAAUAG